CAGCGCGCGAGCUGGGGCGCGGCUUCCGGGAGCGCGCGCGGAGGGAGGAGCGGCCGCGUCGCCUCAGUCGGGGAGCCGCUGCGGUGGGAGUGCGGGGUCGGGCGCCCGAGCGGCUGCGGGUGGAGGAGACGGAGGCCCGGCUGCCUGGGUGAGGGCAGCCCGCUCCUUCCGCCCUGCGCCGGCUCCGGGGCGUGGCAGGGUCAGCGGAGGGCCUGCAUCCGGGGCCUGGGCGCCCCGGGCUGGAGCGGGAACUGCGGGACCUGCCGGCUUUGUUAUCCGCGGGGAAGAGAGGCAGCCCCCGCCUUCCCCCUGGCCCGCAGAUUUCCCGUCACCUGCCUUGCCCUUGCCAGCCCAGCCUCGCGUCGCUUCAGCGGCUGAAGCGACGGGGUCGAGUGCUCAAGACUCUUAAGUCUCAGUAAGGAUUGCGGCAGUGUGAGCGGGUGCCAGACCUCGCCAUGUCAGGGAAGCGGAAGCGCGUGGUGUUGACUAUUAAAGAUAAACUUGACAUAAUAAAGAAACUCGAAGAUGGAGGCUCUUCCAAGCAGUUGGCGGUGAUCUAUGGAAUUGGUGAAACAACAGUUAGGGACAUAAGAAAGAAUAAGGAAAAGAUUAUAACUUAUGCAAGCAGCUCUGAUUCCACAAGUCUUCUGGCUAAGAGAAAAUCUAUGAAGCCAUCCAUGUAUGAGGAACUAGACAGAGCAAUGUUAGAAUGGUUCAAUCAGCAGCGAGCGAAAGGGAAUCCCGUAUCUGGACCAAUUUGUGCCAAACGGGCAGAGUUCUUUUUCUACGCUCUGGGAAUGGAUGGUGAUUUUAACCCUUCUGCUGGUUGGUUAACCCGCUUCAAGCAGAGGCACAGCAUUAGAGAGAUUAAUAUUAGAAAUGAAAGAUUAAAUGGAGAGGAGACUGCUGUGGAAGAUUUUUGUAACAACUUUAGAGAUUUUAUCGAACGUGAGAAUUUGCAGCCCGAGCAGAUCUACAAUGCAGAUGAGACUGGACUCUUUUGGAAGUGCCUACCUUCCAGGACUGCAGUAGUUAAAGGUAAAUGUGCUGUCCCUGGGCACAGCUCCUUGGAAGAAAGAGUCACUGUUCUGUGUUGCACCAACGCAACAGGCUUACACAAACUUAAACUUUGUGUUGUGGGCAAAGCAAAGAAACCUCGCUCCUUCAAGGCGACUGACACCUUAAACCUGCCUGUCUCUUACUUCAGCCAGAAAGGUGCGUGGAUGGAUCUCUCCAUUUUCCGGCAAUGGUUCGAUAAGAUUUUUGUGCCUCAGGUUCGAGAGUACUUAAGAUCUAAAGGCUUGCAGGAAAAGGCCGUGCUCCUGCUGGAUAAUUCCCCAACACAUCCAAACGAAAAUGUCCUGAAGUCAGAUGAUGGCCAAAUAUUUGCAAAAUAUUUACCACCUAAUGUAGCUUCAUCGAUUCAGCCCUUGGAUCAGGGAGUCAUAGCAACCAUGAAAAGAAACUAUCGAGCAGGUCUUCUCCAGAACAAUCUGGAAGAAGGCAACGACCUGAAAUCAUUCUGGAAGAAACUGACUCUGUUGGAUGCACUUUACGAAAUAGCAAUGGCAUGGAACUUAGUAAAGCCGACUACCAUUAGCAGAGCUUGGAAACAGAUUCUUCCUGCCAUAGAAGAAAAAGAGAGCUUGGACUUUGAUGAAGAAGAUAUUUCUGAGGCUACUGUGGCCACCAUUUUACAGCAUACCAAAGGACUGGAAAAUGUGACUCCUGAAAAUAUGGAAAAGUGGCUUGAGAUUGACAGUACUGAGCCAGGUUAUGAAGUGUUAACUGACAGUGAAAUCAUCAGACGAGCCCAGGGUCAGACAGAUGAAUCCAGUGAAAACGAUGAGGAAGGGAUUGAACUGAUUCCAGAGAAACAUAUAAAUCAUGCAGAUGCUCUCCAGUGGACUGAGAACUUACUAGAUUAUCUAGAACAACAAGGUGACAUGAUUCUACCUGACAGACUGGUAAUACGUAAACUUAGAGCCACCAUCAGAAAUAAACAGAAGAUGACAAACUCAAGUCAAUAGCAGCAUUUGAAUUUUAUCAUUGUUGUAAUAAUUGUAUUUGUGUGGCACUUUGAAAUGUGGCUUAAUUUUCUUCAUGUCAAACAAUCCUAUAAUAUACAUACAAAAAUGUAACUGAAGUGGUUUGAGGAUUGUGUCUUAUUUGUAAAAACAACCACUUCUGUGUAGGUAUAAAUGGUAUAUUCAUAUUUGCUUCUGUAAGUCAGUGAUCUAAGGGUGGCAUUUCCUACAAGUUCUAGCUUUAAAAGAUAGAUAACAGUGAGCACUUUCCCUAAUUCUUUUGCUUGAAUUGAGGGCUGCAAUAGAAAUCUUUUCUUGUACUAACCAUCUUAAGUGGUUAUCUGGCUUUUGUAUUUACAUAGGUUGAUAAUUGCUAGAUUUCAGGAUGAUAUGUAAUGAUUUAAAAAUGAAGUUCAAUAAUGAUGGUGGAAAUAAUCUGAAUUAUAAAAAUAACUUAGAGUCAUAUUUCUGUUUUUUUAUGUUUUUGUUGAUGGAAAAGAUAAUCCUGGAAAUGAGUUAUAUGUAAGAAGUAAUUGAGAGAAACUGGGAAGGUGGCUUAUAAGAGAAAUUUUCAUCUCUUCAUUUGGAGGAAACUAGGUGUUAAAAUUUUGGGGAACUAGAUUUAUUUAUACAAAGAAAAAUUUUUUUAUUUUGAGUUGGAUGACAGUAUAGAAUUAUUUAUUUACCUAAUUUUUCAUAAGUGUUUUUAAUUAUUACAUGUAAUAAUAUGAACUACCAUAAAUAUUUGGGAAACAUCUGAAAUCUGAAAUUUAAUUUUUUUUACUGAAUAUUUAGAAAUAUCUAUAACUUGAAAAUUUUGUCAUAGUUGGCUGAUUUUAUUCA
Chionomys nivalis (European snow vole) is the source of this 2870-nucleotide messenger RNA. RefSeq names its product JRK like (gene Jrkl). NCBI's taxonomy places the organism in Eukaryota, Metazoa, Chordata, Mammalia, Rodentia, Cricetidae. Bases 456 to 2030 code for a protein of 524 amino acids. Gene Ontology annotation, molecular function: DNA binding. The record is from RefSeq and is a predicted model, not a curated record. The transcript has a single exon. Gene Ontology annotation, cellular component: nucleus.